Molecule: messenger RNA, 2511 nt
Organism: Pleurotus ostreatus (oyster mushroom)
Lineage: Eukaryota; Fungi; Basidiomycota; Agaricomycetes; Agaricales; Pleurotaceae
Exons: 7
Coding region: 1-2511 (836 amino acids)
Source: RefSeq, a predicted model, not a curated record
AUGUCGACACCACCCCGACCCGUGCUGAAGUCGAUUUCAACGAGCAAGAGUGUUGACGAUGAGGACAAUCGGUCCCGUGUCUUCAGCAAACCACUCGAUGCAGACGACAAUGAUGAUACGCUCUAUUCUUCGCGGCUUGACAGUAUUGGGUCUGCAAGUGUCCGACCUUCAAAUCUGAUUGAUGAUCAGGUGCUCAUGCUGUUUGAAAAACAAACGGAGCUGAUACGGCAACUGGUCGACUGGCAAAGCAAGCAGGAUGAGCACACGAAGGAGCAGAUUAGGCUAUUGAGCGAAAUCAACGCGCGACAGGACAACGAAGAUGCCUCGAGAACGACAGCGCCAUCGGUUCCCGUUCGCAGCGCUUCAGCGUGGAACCCACUUCUCCGAUCGACGUUGAAGAAGAUGAGCCCCACCAUUGACAGAUGGCGUGGUGGCCUCGAUACAUUACUUAUCUUUAUUGGUUUAUUCUCUGCUAUCGUCACAUCUUUUUUGGUGGAAGCCAUCGGAAACUUGAAACCCGACCCGGCGGACAGAACUAAUGUAUUACUUGCAAACCUCACAGAAAUCAUCGUGUCUAUGAGCAGAAUGAAUGCAUCACAGCCCCUUCCCUUGACUGAGCCUAAGGAAUUUGAGCCGGAACCGGAAGAUAUCCGCCUCAAUAUUUAUUGCUUUGCCUCGUUGAUUUUCGCGCUUUGUACUGCCGCGUUGGCCGUGGUGGGUCGCAGUUACUUGACGAGACUUACCCGACCAGACGGAGACGCGAUUAGCCGCCUGACCGAUAUACACCGCAGAUGGAAAGGUGCCCAAACAUCUCUGGGCCCAUUCUUAGAGACGCUACCCAUGACCCUCACGUUGCCCGUGUUCAUUUUUGCGCUGGGUUUACUUGACUACGUCACGUCGAUAUCCAUCAAAUUGGACGAACAAUCUCAAUACCUGGACAGCGCUUUCAUCAUCGGUGGCGCGGCAAUAUCGUUGACCGCCCUGACAGUACUCUUCACCGUCUACCACGGAAUAUGCUACCCCACCACCUCCCCAUUUCAAAGCGGAAUCAGGACCCUCCUCAGAUUGCGCGAGACAUGGAAAGCUGGCGACCAGCCGUCCGUGCCUUCUUUGAGUCAAGACAAUCUGAAUGCUUUCCAUGAGCUCAUCCAGGACACUCAUGAUGACGAGACUCUUACUCAUGCGGUCGGUCCGUUGAAUUCUUUGCUGAAAUCUCAAUGGUCGUGGGAUGAGAAAGAGGUUAACACGGUGCUACAUCUGCUCUCCUUCGAGGCGUCCCUUCAAUGCCAGUUGAAUGUCCUCAACGUGCUGGCGAAGCGAGACAUCUCAGGAAUUACCAGCGUAUCUAUCGGUGUCAGGGUCCAGGUGCUCAGUGCCGUUCUAGCGGUCGAGAAGUACCACGUCAGGACCAACCUCCCGCCCGGUAAUUUCGACCAGCUCGUGAAGUUCCCCUUCGUCAUCGUGGUCGCCAAAUUGGCUAGGAGUAUCAUUCAGACGGACUUCUCGGACUGGGACCUUGACAAAAGUCCACUGCUCGCCCUCUUGAGCAUCACAGCGUACAAACACCAAGUACAUCCGGACCACCAGUGGAUCAUCGAAGUCGUAUCAUUCCACGCCCUGAAGAUAUUGACGGACGUCUUCGGCCUGGAAUUCUUCAAUUCCCAUGACCCAGAGUUCAUCAACGAGCGCCUGGACGAAGUAUUCGGUGCCCAUGCCUUGGACUUUUCCGAGUGCCAGAUAUUGGCGAUCGGUCUGGCCAUAUCGCAGGAUAUCCAUCCUCAUAUCUUCCAAGGGAUGAUGAGCUGGAUAUGCACCAAAAUCUCAUCGUCACUCAAAAUCCAGCUAUUCUCCACCCACGUCCUCAAGGAGGUGCUAAAACUCGUUUCGAUUGACGAGCAUAGGCAGAUGUAUCGGUCGUUAUUCCGGCUAUGCUGGCUCGUGAACCACAUCAGCGCAUCCCUUGACUUCCCCGCCAAUAUCGACGUCAGCGCAUCCUUCACUAUGCAAAUGGCGUCCACUAUCCAGAAGAGGUGGAGCUCACUUGAAGUAGUGGAGCCAACUCUGUGGUCGGACAGCGUCUUCACAUUCGUGAUCAGGUUCUUGGAUCUGGCGAAGGGCAACCUCAUCGAGCUCGCCGUCAGCGCAGAGCACCGAGAUAUCCUCUCCCAAAUCAGCGGUGCGCUCGGCGGCCUUUGCGUGCUCCUGUCCUCCGCAAACCCAGUGAAUAUAACCCAAGUGGGCAACAUCCAGAGGAGAGACGAGUUCAUGCAUCAGCUAUUGCUCGUAUGCAUCCAGUAUAUUACCCAUGAAGAUCGAACGACUGGCGAACUGAUUCUUCCGGAGCGCACGUUGGAAUCGCUGUUGGGGAGUUUGUCACGGCUGGUCAAUGUGGUAGAGAUGGACAAAAUGGACAAAUCCCUGCAAUCGCAACUUGCAGCUUUGCCAAUUGAGGCAACAGUGGUUCGCCGUAGUUACCAUUGCGAGGUUGUGGAACAAGCUGACCGUGGUUAA